AGAAGCCCCCCGUGGUGUGCCAGCUGACAUCUCCGUCGCACUAUGCCACGUGGUCACAACAGCAAGUAUCUGUCCAAAAUCAACGGCUUCCCCCGGCAAAUAUGUGCGACUACGUCAUACUGGACUUACCGCAGUUUCCGGAUGGGUCAUACGAGUACGGGUCUUACGAGUUCUUGAGUCGAAGCCGCAGCUCGGGCUACAGGCUGCUUCUCACUGUCAACAUGGAUGCGGCGAACGUUGGCAACAACCUGGUGGCCCUCAAUUCGCCAGAUUUCAGCCAAAGUACCCAAAGGAUUCAGCACACGCUGGGGCUGUUCGGCUACGGCACCCUCCGCGGUUGGCCGGUUCCACGUACCACGACGGAGUUAUCCGCAGCCCAAGCUGUGCUGAACGUUAUCUACGAGCGAUUGGCCCAGGUCCUCAACGGCAGCGGCGUACAUGAGAGCAGCAUCGCCAACUUCUUCGGCUUCAAGCCGCGUGUCACAACGUCGCAAUGGAAGGAUUACGCCAGCUUCGUGUCGAUGCUAAACGGACUCAACAAACUAAGCUUGGUGAUUAUGCUGACCAUAUCAGACGAACACCAGCUGGAAGUCGCGUCAUCUUCAGCCUGGAACCGUAUCUGCCAACCUGUGCCGAACGCGCCAAAAAUGUCCACUGCAGUCGAUCUGAUUGCCAACGUCUCCCAUCCAAAGGUUAACUUCACCUUGACGAUCAGCCUGCGCCUCGACAUUUUCCGGCAAGUCAGCCUGGCAGCUCUGAACAGCCGCUCUCUGCGCAGAAUAGUGUCCACGGGGCACGACGCCGUCUUUUUCAGUACUCAAUGCGAACAGCAGCUGUUCGCCCGUGACCCGACGGGGUUAUCAAUACUGGACAUUGGAAAUGGUAGCUGCGCGUUCGCCUGGGGCCCAAGCCAAGUGUUCGAGGUCAUCACCUUCGAAACGCCCAAGACUGUACGAAGCAAGAUGGUUGCCACCUACCGGCACCUGGGCUACGCGAAGACCGACACGCACGUCAUUGGCUGGACUGUGUACAACGUGACGCUCGGCCUGGCGCCAAAUGUAUGCAACGGAGACUCCAGCCGCUUCAACGAGAUCCGCAAGAUCGUGGACGAAAACAAGUGAGACGGGGUGCAUCGACUCAACCAGACAGGCUAGGCAUGCCUCAAGAUAUUGUUAUACCCGGAACAAACUUAUAUCUGCGAUGGGACCGCGUGUUUUCCCGUCUAAAGACU
Messenger RNA from Rhipicephalus sanguineus (brown dog tick), 1231 nucleotides. RefSeq lists its product as uncharacterized. The annotation marks the transcript as partial. The record is from RefSeq and is a predicted model, not a curated record. The transcript has 7 exons. NCBI's taxonomy places the organism in Eukaryota, Metazoa, Arthropoda, Arachnida, Ixodida, Ixodidae.